UUAUUACAUAUUAUUUCGAUUUGUUAAACGUAAGUAUUUAUGUUUUGCAGGUUGAUUUAGAAGAUUAUGGCGGUGAUGGAAUUGAUUACAGCGAUUGGUUUAAGCUAGAUCAUGGGUUUGAUAGUGAUGUUGAAGCAAUUACUUGGGCUAAGAGUACUGCUAUAAAGAUUGGAUUUGAAUUAGUCAUUUCGUCACAUAAGAACGAGGGGAAAAAGAAGCUUCUACGAUGUGCUCGGGGUGAGCGUUACAGAGGUUCAUUCACAGAUUCUGAUUCCUUCGUACGGAAAAAUACGAAGACAAAAGCGUGUAAGUGCAAAUUUAAAAUUAUUGUCAAAUUAGGAAAGACUGCAUGGUUUAUACUUACAGAUCCUGGUAUUUCGAGUACACACAACCAUGCUCUAGCUGUGUAUCCUGAAGGAUACCGUCAGAUGAGUGGGCUGAGUGGCGAGGCCAAAGAAAUUGUGCGAGAUAUGACUGCGGCACAAGCGAAGCCGUGUUCUAUCAUGGCAGCUUUAAAAGAAAAAGUACCAUCUGACAACCCUAGAAUAAAGCAAGUGUACAACUAUAGAGAGACUUUGAGAAAGUCUAGCUUUGAGGGUAGAGAUGUGGUUGGGCAAUUUUAUCACAUGGCUCAGCAAAAUGAUUAUGUACACUGGACUCUUGCUGAGGAGGAUACAGGUGUGUUGACCCAUAUUUUCAUGGCUCAUCCUGAUUCAGUGAGACUACUUCGUACGUACUACUGGAUCAUCGGCAUGGACUCCACGUACAAGACGAACAAGUACAAGCUGCCUUUUUUGGAGAUUAUUGGAAUGACUCCUUGCAACAAGAACUUCAUAAUUGCAUAUGCAAUUAUGAAGGAUGAGACUGAAGGGAGCUACAGAUGGGUAUUGGAGAGACUGAGGUGCUUGAUUGGGGAACAUAUUCAUCCGAGCGCUAUUCUUACUGAUCGAGAAUUGGGGCUUAUGAGACCAGUGUCAGAGGUUUUCCCACGUUCUUCUCAUCUACUAUGUACGUGGCACAUAAAUAAGGACGUAGAAGAUAGAGUGUACAGAAUUAGUGGGAAAAACCAAGAGUUUGCUGAAAUUUUCAAGAAUAGUACAUGGAAGAAAAUUAUUUAUAAUAAUAUUUUUUUUAUUUCCCGCAGCUGGUUUGCAAAAUGCGGAGGUUAUUCCAGGAUUCCUUUUACCAUUCGUUGA
Molecule: messenger RNA, 1196 nt
Organism: Mercurialis annua (annual mercury)
Lineage: Eukaryota; Viridiplantae; Streptophyta; Magnoliopsida; Malpighiales; Euphorbiaceae
Product: protein FAR1-RELATED SEQUENCE 5-like
Exons: 2
Coding region: 429-1196 (255 amino acids)
Biological process (GO): regulation of DNA-templated transcription
Source: RefSeq, a predicted model, not a curated record